Molecule: messenger RNA, 1502 nt
Organism: Cotesia glomerata
Lineage: Eukaryota; Metazoa; Arthropoda; Insecta; Hymenoptera; Braconidae
Gene: Yif1
Product: protein YIF1B
Exons: 4
Coding region: 318-1334 (338 amino acids)
Biological process (GO): endoplasmic reticulum to Golgi vesicle-mediated transport
Cellular component (GO): endoplasmic reticulum membrane; endoplasmic reticulum-Golgi intermediate compartment; COPII-coated ER to Golgi transport vesicle
Source: RefSeq, a predicted model, not a curated record
UUGAAAGAGACGAUUAAAUUGUCAAUUACAGACUUGUAAUAAUUUAGAGAUGUAAUUUGAUAUAAACAUCUGUCAAAAUCAUACGGUUUGCCACGAGCUAAAAGAUGACGAAGGCUCAGCGUAAAAUAUAGGCGCAAUGAAUGACGGGACAUGGCGACGUACAAGUUGACUUGUUUUCAAUAUACUGUAUAAUAAUAAAUAAGAAUAAAUAACGACGGGUGGACCCAAAAUAUUAUUGUUUUUUGGAGUUAAAUAAUAAUUAACAAUUAUUAUUACAGUAAGAUUAUAAAAUAAAUUUAUUAAAAUAAAACGUCAACAUGAAUUAUAAUCAUUCGGGAGCUCGAAGAGGCAAGCCUAAAAGGAUAUUAGAUCCUUCGGCAGGAUUUCCAGCACCAGCAUCUCCACCAAAUUCGUAUAUGUAUCAGCAGGUUCCUAUGAACAAUGGAAUCCAGCCAGAUUACGGUUUUAAUAUACCAGAACAGCCUUCACCAGCGUAUGGAUUUAACCAGCAGGGCAUGGCUCCUCCAAUGCAACCAGCAAUGAAUACUGGGUCACCGAUGCCUCCAUACCCUUCAGAGACACCACAAAGUUCUUUUCCGUCUCCACAGUUCGCAGCUAAUAUUCUCGCUGAACCAAUGGUAGCUAAUAUGGCUAUGCAGUAUGGAGAUGCUCUUGUUGGUUCUGGAAAACAGCAUUUGCAAAAAUAUGUACCCGUUAGUGCAUUGAAAUACUACUUUGCUGUAGACACAGACUACGUUUUUUUAAAAUUAGCACUUCUUUUUUUCCCAUUUACGCAUAAGGAUUGGUCAGUAAAGUACGAACAAGAUGUACCUUUACAGCCACGUUACGAAAAGAAUGCCCCAGACAUGUAUAUUCCAACGAUGGCAUUUUUAACUUAUGUUGUAAUAGCAGGAUUGUCACUGGGCACUCAAGAACGUUUCACACCUGAACAGCUAGGAAUAAUUUCAAGCACAGCACUCGCUUGGGGUAUUAUCGAAUUGGUUGUUCACACAAUAACGCUUUAUGUGAUGAAUUUAGACACGAGCUUAAGGACUCUCGAUAUGGUAGCUUAUGGUGGUUACAAAUACGUUGGAAUAAAUCUUGCAAUAUUGCUGUCAUUGAUUUUCGGGCGAGUUGGUUACUAUGGUGUUUUAAUAUACUUCAGUAUAUCACUUGCCUUUUUCCUAAUAAGAUCAUUAAAAUUGCGCGUUAUUCCUGAAGGACACUCUUCUUACUCUGCUACUGGUAAUAAGAGACGAUUGUACUUUAUUUUAUUUUUUGCCAUGCUCCAGCCUUUCCUCAUGUGGUGGCUCUCUUAUCAUCUUAUUUCAUAAGUCAAUUAAUUAUUUAAUUAAUAUUUUGUAAUUGUGAUCGUAAGUGAAUCAAUGAGCAAGAAAAGCAGACAACUAAAUUAAAUAUGUAAAGCAAUUUAAUUAUUGGUUAAUUUUUGUAUAAAAAUACAUCAGAAUAUAUUAUUCAUCGCUACGCUAUUUUCUAUCAAA